Erpetoichthys calabaricus (reedfish) is the source of this 2657-nucleotide messenger RNA. RefSeq names its product family with sequence similarity 241 member A (gene fam241a). Gene Ontology annotation, cellular component: intracellular membrane-bounded organelle. The transcript is spliced from 2 exons. NCBI's taxonomy places the organism in Eukaryota, Metazoa, Chordata, Cladistia, Polypteriformes, Polypteridae. The record is from RefSeq and is a predicted model, not a curated record. Bases 188 to 565 code for a protein of 125 amino acids.
CCGCAGUAAAGAGGCGGGGAAGCACGAGAUUACGAGAAGCCGCGCGCCGCUCACAGUCAGGCAGUCCGUCCGCACUGGAGGGGGAAAAGCAACUGGCUGUCAACGAGACUGGAAUUCCGAAGAGAACAGGGGCGUGAGAAAUAAAAAAAGGGAACAAGAGGACGUCGCCACGGACAAGCGGAGUGCAAUGUCGGCCCUAAUCUCUCCUGCCCGCGAUUCGCCGGCUGGGAGAAACGGCGAGUACGAAGAGUUCGAAGGGCAGUUGCAGCGGAGGUUUGACGAGUCUCGGCGAGACGCGGAGCAGAUUGAGGAGCAUGGCGUCCAACAGGGCACAGAGCCACCACCACCGCCGCCGCCGGUUGACGACUGUGAGAAGCUGGGCACGCUGUUCGGAGAGCUCAACAAGUGCCUGAGACACCUCGGCUUUACUCAGAUGUACUUUGGAGAGAAGAUCAUUGAGCCGGUGGUGGUCGUGUUUUUCUGGGUGAUGCUCUGGUUUUUGGGGGUCCAAGCGUUGGCUUUGGUGACAGUUCUGUGCCUUGUCAUUAUUUAUAUACAGAAGUAGCAAGCCCACCACUGAACUGGACUCGGACUGCGGCUAAGCUUCAAUGUAAAUAGGUGUACAUACAGAAUAUAAAGUGAUGGCGUCCACAGUCGACUCCUGCCUGCCAGUGUCUUUACAAAGGGACGCAAAAUGUCACGAGGACCCAAGACCACCUUUGGAGUGUCUGCCGCUCCUCUGAUCCGAGGUAACAACGUGAGCAGACGUCACGGCUGAGCUGAAGAGCCUCCGGGGAGUCGAGGAGGAGCAGCCCCUCCAUUAGGGGGCACCGUCUGGCCAGCGUGAACGUAAAUCUCAGCCGAGGAGCUUUGUGUUUGCUCUCAUCGCGCGUCUCCAGUGCCUUCAUUACGUGUUUGUUUGACCCUCAAGUCCUCAAAGUAAAUGUCCCACCAAUUCAGAUGAUUUGCUUGAAGCUUAACUUUCUGGGUUUAACUCCCACGGCCUUUUCAAUGUCAUCGUCUAGGAAAAGGAAGUCCCCCCCAGAAUACAAAAGGGGGAUUAUGAGGAGACCUGGGCUCAAAAUUAUGAAGGGGAUUAGUCCAGUGGAUCAGGACCACGGCCCACAGCUGGAAGAGAAGCAGAGACAUGGGGAGUAGGUGGGCAGCGGGACUUGAGGGACCCUCAGAGGUUGAAUGACGUGGACAGGACUGGUGGGUUCUGUUGAAACAACACAAAUGUGAUCAGUUAGCGUUGGGGUGUAUUGGAGGGCCACGGCUUGUUUUAAUUUUACAAACAGCAUUUCUGAGGCCUUCUGAUGAAAACGCAUUUCAAGGGUCACAAAGAGAGGCAAACGUUGGAGCAGUCGGGCGUGCGCUUGACCUCCUGGCGCUGACGGCUUCAUCGCACUCGCCAUGCGUGGCGUCCACCUCUGAGACAGAAGGUCAGAACCCGUCGGUUUGUUACUCGCUUGGCAUCGCCAGACCCGAACCCACACGGUAAGGCAGGAAAGCCACCGAAUCCGCACCGGUCAACGAAAAACACGGUGACUCCAUGGAGGUGUGGAACAGAGUGAGCCGACCACCUGUCCAGGUAAAGACCAGAAAACCAAAAUGUCACAUGGAGUGAAGUCCUGUGAGUGCGAGUGCGAGGUGAGGGCGUUCAGGCCCAAGUGGCGUAAAAGGAAAAACACGUUUAGAUAACUCUGUACAGUGUGUGUGUGUGUGUGAAAUCUAUAAAUACGGUAGAUAUCAUCUGUAUAUUGUGUAUCUAUAUUUAAUUAUCUCUCUCUAUAGAUACACAACAUAUGUGCCUGUAUACAGCGUGGGUCAUAUUAAUUAUAUAUGUACUGUAUAGUAAUGUGUGUGCGGAGUAGAUCACGAACGGGUGGGUGACGUCGGUCCUGGAGGGCCGCAGUGGCUGCUGGUUUUCAUUCCCACCCAAUUCCGUCAUUAGGAGCCCACACUCGCCCGUCUCAGACUUGAUUUUGUUUCCCGUCUCGCUGGUCUGCAGUGCUGGGCUCUCAUGUCGUGAAUUUUCUCCUUUCCCAGGACGUCAUCCUCGUGAUGUGAGGCCCAAAGCAGAUCAGUUUCAGGCUCACGUCCUUCUCUUUAGUGUUUUAUCAAAGCAGACGGUGCAGGAUGGACACACGUCACAUGGCGGACUGCCGGCUGCUUUGUCGUUUGGGGUCUUGAUGCAGAUAACGAAACAGCGAAUGUGAAGACUGAAAUAAGCAGAUGGAGUCACCCUUAACAAUUGAGACCACUGAAAUGAAGCCUCAGAAUGUCACCUGAGCAAUAAGAGCUUCAGUGGAGAUAACUGACUUCUCAUUAAAAACAUGAGUUGGAACAAAAACCUGCAGCCCACCAGGACUGACGCUGCCCACCCCUGCUAUAUAAUAAUAUAUACUACUUAUGCUGCCCAUCUGAGACGGGUUGAAAGCAAAGUAAUUGACGUAGUCCACAGAGUUAAUGUUUGCAGUGCACCAUCUGUUGGAAUAUAUUUGUCGUGUAUGUAAUAACAUGCCCUGUAUUUUGCAUUCCAAUACGUGGUGCACCACAACCAUUAAGACCUGCUUUUGUGAAUCCCAACAGAUGGCACAAGACCAACAUUAAUACUCCUUUAUGAACCCCCCCCCCCCCCCCGCCAUGCCAAAAGA